AUUCCGCUCCGAGACUUCGCCUCGCCUCUGGCCCGAAGGGAUCGGCUCUAUAUGUACAAUACAGGAUGAAGAGCUUCCAGAAGCUAGGUACCCGGCGAUCCUUCAGGAACCGGAUUGAAUGGGAUCUUCGAAGAGCCAGAAGUCGAUCAACUCAAUUCGUAUUGCGGAUGUUAGGGUUUGACGGAAGAUCUCAUGGUUCGCUUAUCGAAGCUUUCGAAGGAUGGUGGACCGUGGUACAUGCAUGGAUAGUGGGCUAAGUAACUUCUUCCGAAACAACAACCAGAGUCCAGACGCCAACCAACGGUCGAGCCUUUCCUGCCUGUCACCUCAUCUUCGCCUCCACCCCUCACGACCGAGUAUCGCCACCACUAACUAGUCCCCACAAAUGCCGAACGAGCGAGACGUCGUCCUGAUCGAGCGCGACGAGUCGGGUAGCAUUGUCGCCCGCUACGGACACUCCACCGCCGGCGCAGGCACACGAGCUGCCGCUACCGAAAAGCUAGCUCCGCAGCGGCGGCGGCCUUUGCUACAGCAGUUGAUCACUAUAUUCCUUCCUGCAGGGUUUCCCGCCAGCGUCACUGAGGAUUAUGUUGGGUAUCAAAUCUUUGACUCUCUACAAGCAUUCUCCUCGUCCAUUGCGAGCCUCCUCACUUCUCGGGCGGUUCUCCAAGGUGCGGCCUCCUUCUUUCGGAUUCAAUUGCGCGGAUAUAGGUAUUCUGCACAAGGGCGAGGGAAAAUUGCUAAUCCGAAGACAGGUUUCGGUGUCGGGUGCGGACCAUAUCUACUCUACUUCCAUUGCCCACCAGUCGCACAGUGUCGGCCGUUUCUAACCCCACGGUGCUUGCUUCGAUAUAGAGAUGCAAACGCCUCAGCGACGAGCGCUUUAUUGCUCACCAUCGUGCAAGAUUCUGUUGGCCGCGUCGCCACUAUCCUGUUCGCUUACAAGUUUGGUCCCGCGCUGGAGGCUGAGUGCAAGACGUACCGGUUCCUUGCCGACAUCUUUAACGAUUCUGCCAUGGUCAUGGACUGUUUAUCGCCGGUGCUCCCCCGGCUGGCGCGUGUCGGAUUGCUAUGCGUGUCAGGGUCGUUGCGGGCUUUAUGUGGCGUCGCCGGCGGGGCGUCGAAAGCGAGCCUGAGUGUCCAUUUCGCAAAGUCCGGCAAUGUGGGCGAACUGAACGCAAAGGACUCCAGCCAGGAAACAGUGAUUAGUCUCAUGGGGAUGCUGGUGGGUAGCUUCGUCGUCUCACACAUCACUUCUCCGGCGGCGACCUGGAUUGCGCUCAUAUCCUUGUUGGCGGUUCAUCUGGCAACAAACUACAAGGCUGUCAGAUGCGUUGCCAUGCGGACACUCAACCGCCAGAGGACCUGCAUCGUGGUUUCGCAGUUCCAGCAAACAGGAAUAGUCCUGACGCCGAAGGAAGUAUCCCGGCGCGAGCGUGUUCUCGAACACGAUGGCAUUCUGAGAUGGGGCGAACACUCUGUUCUCGGAUUUGGAGACGUGGGCGUCCAAUUUGCCACUGUGCUGGCCUCGCUUACGGUCGAAGUCGCAUCGUUCGACGACAACGCUUCCAGACGGUGGAUCCAGGAAGUCGCGGCGAUAUUCCGCAUGCAGAAGUACAUGCUGUGGCCAGCUACGACUAUGGGCCGGCGCCGUCUGCUGCUGGCCGGCUCUUCCCUUCCCACCGUCUACAUUUGCCUAAAAGUGGGAGCAACUGCAAACGAUCAAGUGAGGGCAUGGAGUCACGCACUACUCGUAGCGAAGGAGCUGGUUUCUCGGCGGCAGCGACGGACGCGCCAAUCGUACGAUAAGAAAAGUGAUGACGAUGACGGCGGGAUGGCGGUGGUGUCGGUGGUGUCGGAGAGGGUUGCAGUUCUGCAAGUCACAAUGGAUGAGAUGGAUGGGAAAUUCGCGGCGCUCGCAUCGCAGCUGGCAGAGAAGGGAUGGGAUCUCGACACGGCGUGCAUCGAGACGAGAAGUGGCUUUCGAAUCACGGUCAUCGACGCUGACCACGACGAAAACCCCGACCACGACCACGACCCCGGCGAGGUUCCCGGCACCAGGGAAGCGCGCGCCGACGGCUCCUCCUCCUCCUCCUCCAGUGACGGUGGCGUGGUCGAGACCAAGACCGAGUCGCCUCCCGCCUAUCGCGAAAGCAAAAAGGCAGUUUGACGGCUCCGAUGACACCCGCCUGUUGGACAAUCUGAGAAGAGGGUUGACAGUUGUUGGGGGGGAGUCAGGCUCGGCUUUCUUUUUCCGUAAGGGAGAAGUGGAUUAGGCGACGUGGUCGCGUGGGAAGGAGUG
Molecule: messenger RNA, 2302 nt
Organism: Tricharina praecox
Lineage: Eukaryota; Fungi; Ascomycota; Pezizomycetes; Pezizales; Pyronemataceae
Product: vitamin B6 photo-protection and homoeostasis-domain-containing protein
Exons: 7
Coding region: 386-2170 (594 amino acids)
Source: RefSeq, a predicted model, not a curated record